Mobula hypostoma (lesser devil ray) is the source of this 8519-nucleotide messenger RNA. Its product is annotated as probable voltage-dependent R-type calcium channel subunit alpha-1E. The transcript has 45 exons. The coding region runs from base 137 to 6517 and encodes 2126 amino acids. NCBI's taxonomy places the organism in Eukaryota, Metazoa, Chordata, Chondrichthyes, Myliobatiformes, Myliobatidae. The record is from RefSeq and is a predicted model, not a curated record. Gene Ontology annotation, biological process: calcium ion import across plasma membrane; chemical synaptic transmission. Gene Ontology annotation, cellular component: membrane; neuronal cell body; voltage-gated calcium channel complex. Gene Ontology annotation, molecular function: high voltage-gated calcium channel activity; calcium ion binding.
GAGAAAUCCCCUGGCACGCAAUAGUGGUGAUGAUUUUGUCAGUGCCAGAGUUUGGGAAAUGUGCCUGAUGAUCUCUGAGUGUUUGUUUGGAAUGGAAUGACUAGUUUUCCUUGACACUUAAACUCCAUUUGAAUACAUGAUUCUGGCUACAAUCAUUGCCAACUGUGUUGUGCUGGCUUUGGAACAGCACCUGCCGAAUGGAGACAAGACCCCCAUGGCUCGAAGUUUGGAACAAACUGAGCCAUAUUUUAUUGGGAUCUUUUGCUUUGAAGCUGGGAUUAAAAUUGUAGCACUGGGAUUUGUAUUCCACAAAGGAUCGUAUCUUCGGAAUGGCUGGAAUGUAAUGGAUUUCAUUGUCGUCCUGAGUGGGCUCCUGGCCACAGCAGCAACGCACUUCAACCUCCGAACUCUGAGGGCAGUCCGUGUUCUGCGACCUCUGAAGCUGGUGUCUGGGAUUCCCAGUUUGCAGAUUGUGUUGAAGUCCAUCAUGAAAGCAAUGGUCCCUCUGCUGCAGAUUGGCCUGCUCCUCUUCUUUGCCAUCCUCAUGUUUGCCAUCAUUGGCCUGGAGUUCUACUAUGGUAAACUGCACCGUACCUGCUAUACAGAUGACGCCGCAGCGGAAGAACUGGACUUUCAAUUUCCUUGUGGCACUCAGGAGCCAGCCCGUCUCUGCCCAAAUGGCACUUUGUGUUCAUACUGGAUCGGACCCAAUGAUGGCAUCACUCAGUUCGAUAACAUCCUGUUUGCACUACUGACUGUCUUCCAGUGCAUUACCAUGGAGGGAUGGACCACCAUCCUCUACAAUACGGAUGAUGCCUUAGGAGCAAUGUGGAAUUGGCUGUACUUCAUUCCGCUCAUCAUCAUCGGCUCCUUCUUUGUGUUGAACCUUGUUCUGGGAGUGUUGUCUGGUGAAUUCGCCAAGGAGCGGGAGAGGGUGGAAAAUAGGAGGUCGUUCCUGAAGCUCCGGCGGCAGCAACAGAUUGAGCGGGAGCUAAAUGGAUAUCGGGCCUGGAUCGACAAAGCAGAGGAAGUGAUGUUACUGGAAGAAAAUAAAAAUGCUGGAGAGAAAUCAGCCCUGGAUGUCCUUAGAAGAGCAACAAUCAAAAAAGGCCGAAUGGAUAUGAUCCACACAGAGUCAAGUGAUGAUCACUACACUGAAAUAUCUUCUGUGGGGUCUCCGCUGGCAAGGGCCAGCAUUAAGAGCACCAAGCUAUUGGAGGGUUCAUCUUACUUCCGCCGCAAGGAGCGCAUGCUACGCAUCUCCAUUCGUCACAUGGUCAAGUCACAUGCCUUCUAUUGGAUUGUCCUGGGCCUGGUGGCCCUUAACACAGUGUGCGUUGCUAUUGUCCACUAUGACCAGCCCUUGUGGCUCUCCAACUUCCUAUACUAUGCCGAAUUCACCUUUCUGGGUCUCUUUCUGUCCGAGAUGUUUCUAAAGAUGUACGGCUGUGGUCCUCGACUUUAUUUUCACUCCUCCUUCAACUGUUUUGACUGUGGGGUUAUUAUCGGCAGUAUAUUUGACGUGGUGUGGACGAUAAUUCGGCCAGAAACAUCUUUUGGCAUCAGCGUUCUCCGUGCACUGAGAUUACUCCGAAUUUUCAAAAUCACAAAGUACUGGGCCUCUCUGCGGAACCUAGUAGUCUCCUUAAUGAGCUCGAUGAAAUCCAUCAUCAGCCUCCUGUUCCUCCUCUUCCUCUUCAUCGUUGUAUUUGCUCUUCUGGGGAUGCAGCUGUUUGGUGGUCAAUUCAACUUUGAGGAAGGUACACCUCCAACCAACUUUGACACCUUUCCCGCUGCAAUCAUCACUGUGUUUCAGAUUUUAACGGGUGAAGACUGGAACGAGGUGAUGUACAAUGGGAUAAAAUCACAAGGAGGUGUAAACUCUGGAAUGUGGUCUUCUGUCUAUUUCAUUGUCCUCACACUCUUCGGCAACUACACCUUGCUGAAUGUGUUUCUGGCAAUCGCAGUCGAUAAUCUAGCUAAUGCCCAGGAAUUGACCAAGGAGGAGCAGGAAGAGGAGGAAGCCAUCAACCAGAAACAUGCUCUGCAGAAGGCAAAAGAAGUCAGCCCCAUGUCUGCCCCAGGGUUCCCCUCUACGGAGAGGGAAUUCCGGAGGCACAAGCACAUGUCUAUAUGGGAGGCCAGAACCAGUCAGCUGAGGCGACGGAUGCAGAUGAGCAGCCGUGAGGCUCUCUUUGCCGAAGCACUGCAGGGGCUGGAGGGCAGCAGGUACCGGAGGCAUCGUUCCAGGAUCUUCGAAGGCGAAAGUCUCUGGCGGCUGGGUGACCUGCAGGCCAGGGACACCGAUCAGCUGGGAGAGGGCGGCAAGCGAGAAACCUUCAAAAGUCGGUCACUCCGCAAUAACUGGCAGCCAGCAGAUCCAAGCAAGGAAGACGCCUCAAUAAAAGUGAAUGGAGAUCAGGACCACCGGCAGGGCCGAGCUCUCAGCCGCAGCAUUGAGGCUAGGCAGAGCUUCAGAAUGGCCGAACCUGUCAGGGCCAAGAGGAGGUACAGGUCUCUCUAUAAGGAAGCAAAACUAGGGCUGGAGGAGAGCGCCGAGACCACUCUCAGCCACCGGGCCAGCAAGAGCAAGGAGGAGGGGCUACUGCAGCGACUUCCUGAGGAGCAGGAGAGCAGCCAGUCCACCCAUGGCCCCGAGGGGAAAGAUGCUCAACAGCCAAUGAAGGCAUUCUCUUGGCAAGGGAAGCCACACACAAGCUCGACCAAUCGAACUCUUGGUGCAGACACAAGCUCAUCCAGCAGGCAAGUGGAGAAAGACUGUACCAGUGUGCCUGAGAGUGAAAAAGUUGACAAUGCAAAGAACAGCAAGCAGGUGAAUGAACAAACCAGCUUGUUAAACAUGCAGCUGGAUCUACAAACCACUCAAACAUCCGCAGGAGAGAAGGAGCUGACCACCAGUUCCAGGGACAUAGAGCAGGACAAGGCACAGGAGCAGACAGAGAUUGAUAUAGACUGUGAAAACACGGAGACACCCAUGGAUUCCCUCGUCACACCAGGAAAUGUGUGCAGCAGCAGUAGUUCAGUAAAAGAUGAAGAGAAGAAAUCCAAGGCGAUUAUACCCUACAGCUCCAUGUUUCUCUUCAGCACAACCAACCCGGUCCGCAGAGCAUGCCAUUUCAUUGUCAACCUGCGCUACUUUGAGAUGUGUAUCCUUCUGGUGAUUGCAGCCAGCAGCGUGGCUCUCGCAGCGGAGGAUCCCAUCAACAAGGACUCAUCUAGAAACCAGGUGCUCAAGUACUUCGACUACGUGUUCACAGGAGUUUUCACCUUUGAAAUGGUAAUAAAGAUGAUAGACAUUGGUUUGAUUUUCCAUGAAGGCUCUUAUUUCCGCGACGUUUGGAACAUUCUGGAUUUCAUUGUAGUGAGUGGAGCACUGGUUGCGUUUGCUUUCACGGGCUCCAGUGGGAAAGACAUAAACACCAUCAAGUCUCUACGUGUUCUCCGUGUGUUACGGCCACUCAAGACCAUUAAGCGACUCCCUAAACUGAAGGCAGUAUUCGACUGCGUGGUGACAUCACUGAAGAACGUGUUUAACAUUCUGAUAGUCUACAAACUCUUCAUGUUCAUCUUCGCAGUGAUCGCUGUACAGCUCUUCAAGGGCAAGUUUUUCUACUGCACAGAUAGCAGCAAGAUGACCAAAGAGGAAUGCAGAGGCCAGUUUGUGUUGUACGAGACUGAGAAUAAAGUUGUUGACCGAGAGUGGAAACGUUAUGACUUCCAUUAUGAUAAUGUUAUCUGGGCCCUGCUGACACUGUUCACUGUCUCCACUGGAGAAGGCUGGCCACAGGUUCUACAGCAUUCCGUGGAUGUGACUGAGGCUGACCAAGGACCAAUCCCAGGGAACAGAAUGGAAAUGUCCAUCUUCUACGUUGUAUAUUUUGUUGUAUUCCCCUUCUUUUUUGUCAAUAUCUUUGUGGCCUUGAUAAUCAUCACCUUCCAGGAGCAGGGAGACAAGAUGCUGGAGGAGAGCAGCCUAGAGAAAAAUGAGAGAGCCUGUAUCGAUUUUGCCAUCAGUGCCAAGCCCUUGACGAGGUACAUGCCACAGAACCGACAGACAUUCCAGUACAGAGUCUGGCACUUUGUGGUGUCACCCUCCUUCGAGUACACCAUACUGACCAUGAUAGCGCUCAACACUGUAGUUCUCAUGAUGAAGCAUCAUUCUCCCCCACCUGGCUUUGUGAGUGUGCUGAAACUGAUGAACAUUGCCUUCACCAUCACCUUCACCCUUGAAUGCAUCCUCAAAAUCAUUGCCUUUGGAUUCCUGAACUACUUCCGAGACUCGUGGAACGUAUUUGAUUUUGUGACUGUGGUGGGCAGCAUCAGUGAGAUCAUUGUAACAGAAUGCAAUCUGAAGUUCGUGAACCUGAGCUUCCUGAAGCUGUUCCGUGCUGCCCGACUCAUCAAGCUGCUUCGUCAAGGUUACACCAUCCGCAUCCUCCUCUGGACCUUCGUGCAGUCCUUCAAGGCUCUUCCAUAUGUCUGCCUCCUGAUUGCAAUGUUGUUCUUCAUUUAUGCCAUAAUUGGAAUGCAGCUUUUUGGAAAUAUCGGACUGGAUGACCAUACCCCCAUCAAUCGACACAACAACUUCCACACCUUCUUCAAUGCCUUGAUGCUGCUGUUCCGAAGUGCGACUGGGGAGUCCUGGCAAGAGAUCAUGCUGGCCUGCCUGAGUGGGAAGGAGUGCGAAGGGACCAGGGAGCCCACCUGUGGCACGGACUUUGCUUACUUUUACUUUGUCUCUUUCAUAUUCCUCUGCUCAUUCCUUAUGCUGAACCUGUUUGUGGCCGUCAUCAUGGAUAACUUUGAGUAUCUGACACGGGACUCAUCUAUCCUAGGCCCUCAUCACUUGGAUGAGUUUGUGCGGGUCUGGGCUGAAUACGAUCGGGCUGCCUGCGGCCGAAUCCAUUACACUGACAUGUAUCAAAUGCUGACCCUCAUGUCUCCACCGCUGGGUCUGGGGAAGAAAUGUCCUUCGAAAGUUGCUUACAAGAGACUGGUACUGAUGAAUAUGCCUGUGACCGAGGACAAGACUGUCCACUUCACCUCCACCCUCAUGGCCUUGAUCAGGACUGCACUUCAAAUCAAGCUUGCAAGAGGUGGAGCAGACAAGCAGCAGCUGGAUGCAGAACUGAGAAAGGAAAUCAUGACAAUUUGGCCUCACCUAUCACAGAAGACCCUGGACCUCUUGGUGCCCAUGCACACAUACACAGACUUAACGGUUGGGAAAAUUUACGCUGCCAUGAUGAUCAUGGACUACUACAAACAGAGCAAGAACAAGAAGUAUCAGAAACUGCAGGAAGAGCAGAGUCGAACACCCAUGUUCCAGCGGAUGGAAGCUUCCUCUCUACCUCCACAGAUCAUCUCCAGCUCUAAAGGUCUGCCUUUUCUGCAGGCAGACAGAGGACCUGACUUGGAUAGCAGAAGUGAAUUUGCCCCUUUGGUACCUUUACCCCCAGUCAUGUUCCAGCAAGGCAGGACAUCAAGCCAAGGAGAAGAAAUCCACAACCAACGGCCAAAGGAACUAAAGAAAAUGAAAGUAGAAUAUCCUCAUUAUGGUCACUAUCUCCCCAUUGAAAACCAGGGCCGGGCAGUAUCCAUGCCCCGACUAGAAACUGAGUCCGAGUCCACUGAAGAUCCAAGCCCCAUGAAGCGUUCCUUCUCCACGUUUACUGCCAACCACACAAACAGCGCCUGGCUCAAUGAGUACUCUUUGGAAAGAGCUGGUCCAGAGGACCUUUACCAAAAAUGGAGCCGACGACAUCUGAGGUCAUCCGUCAGAUCUUCAAAUGCAGGCAGCCACGAGAGAGGCCGUUCCAAGGAGAGGAAGCACCUCCUCUCACCUGAGAGGUCUCUCUGCAACUCGGAGGAGCGCGCUCAGCACCUACAGCACCCACAGCACCCAUGCCAGGACCAGAGGAUGUCUCGAUCACCAAGCCCAGGAUAUUCACACAGUGUACAGGAGCAGGUUAAGAGUGAGAGCCCAGUCCCUUCCACGUCCGGGACCAGUACACCCAAGCAUGGACGGAGACAGCUUCCACAAACGCCCACCAAGCCCCGGCCCCAUAUUUCAUACUCCCCUGUGGCACAGCGCCCCGACACCUUGUCACCCCCAUCCAGCCAAGCCACCCCAAGGAGCAGAGAGGCCAGGUAUCAGUCCCUGAGAGUUCAACCCAACAAGACACUGUGGACCGAGUCUCCUGGUCUGAGCAAGAAGACUGACAGCCAGCACUCGACGCCGCUGCGGUACAUUUCAGAGCCCUCCCUGACCCUCCAUGAUGAUCUGGGCAGCCUGGACCAGGCCCUUGGCGAGGAAACACUCACCUUCGAAGCUGCAGUGGCCACAAGCCUCGGCAGGUCCCACACCAUUUCUUCUGCGCCUCCUCUCAGGCACUCCUGGCAACUGCCCAACGGGAGUUACCGCACUCGAGUGGUGCGAUGCGGAGCAACCACUGUCCCCGACCCCUUCACUGACACUGAUGAGGACGACAAAUGCUAAACUUGGCACGAACGCAAAGGGGGUUGGGCAGGGGAGCGAAGGAGGAGGACGGGAGAGGAAAUCAAAUCACCGUGGUGCGUGGCUACAAGGAAAAACCAAAACAAAGAAGUCUGCAAAACCUUAUAAAUACUGAAGGGACCAGAUUCUCCAGGAGUGCAGUCUCCCAAGUGUGAAAGAUGAAGGUUUUGCUCCCACCUCUCCCAACUCCCCAGCACCCCAAACUGGACCAUGCAUGGAUAAGUCAAAGUGCAAGUUGGCAUUACCCAACUACAUAUGGACAAAGGUGUCAUUUCAGGAGAUUCAGCACAGGGACAUUGUAAAAGACCUCACACUCUUGCUGAAGCAGCAUUGGAUGAGUCUCCUGGAUCCUUCCCUUUGUACGUUACCAACAGUGACAGACACUUUGGAUGGGGAGAGAGUCAAGCCUGCUGCUCCCUCACUCCGAGUCCCAUAGGUUGUGUGUUGCUUGAAACCCCAAAACUUCCAACCCCUCCCCUGACCCUGUCCUGGGGUAGCAGCAGCCCCCUUGCCUUUCCUCCUUAUUUUUGAUCACCCAUUAUCUUUAUAUUUGAAAAAUGUUCUAUUCUUUCUGAAAAUCUAAACCAAAAAAAAGCUGUGCUAUACAAAUAUUGUUAACAUUUUCACCGAAAUGGUAAAUGUGUUGGCAGAAUCAGCUGUGCCCUGUGACUACAGCAGCAACAAACAGACAUCUUCAGCUGUGACUACAGUAGGAAUAGACAGGCAUUUUAUACUGUGACUACCAGUAGGGCCAGACAGAUGUCUCCUACAGUGAUUACAGUAGGACUAGUCAGGCUUCUCCGGCUGUCACUACAGUAAGACCACAUUGUCACCACCAACUGUGACUACAGCAUGAUCAGACAGGUGUUUCCGGUUGUGACUACCAUGCAGUUCAUUGCAGAGUGAUUUGGCAAUAACAGGCACUCCUGAAAUGUGCAAGGACCACAUGAAAUCCCAUGUGCUGUAAUGCUGCCACUUCUGAAGUGCUUUAAACAGAGAAAGUAGAAAAGUUUUAUUUGUAAAUAAUUACAGUUCUCCUUCCUUACUCUGCCAUCUUCCUGUAAUCCAUUUCCUACUUCCUGCCUGAAAGACUGCCCGGUGUGUGCUUCUAGUAUGAUGCAUGGAGUUUGGAAAGUUCUGUCAACCUAUUGAGUUCAGUGAUUAACUUACUGGCAUGUGAUUGAGAUUUUAAGAAGUGUUUCUGAUUUCUUUUCCAAUAUAUGAAACAUGUUUAAAUUAAACGCUUGAUUUUUAAUGCAAGAUGACCAUAACAUUCACUGGGCUUUGCCCCAGUGGCAUUGACUGAAACUCAGCCACUCUCUAGCCUUUUCACAUUGUACUUUUGGCACUGCGAUAGCCCUUUAUAAAGUGUAUUGUGUGGUAUUGACAAUCAGAAUGCUAAAAGGUGUUUGCUUUGUCCUGGAGCUUUAACUUUUAUGUCCAAAUCAAUAAAAAUCCUUUACCAGGUGAUGGUGUAGUGGUCUGAGAGUGAGUCCAGAUUGCCUCCCUUCCUGAAAGGACAUGUUACCAGCUCCCAAGCUUCACAACAGGUAUGAACAUACACUGGGGUCACUCUGCCAUAGCCACGUAGGGCAACAGAGAUGGUCAAAACCAUCCUCUCUGCAAUGGGUGGAAUGCAGCUGCGACAAAGAAGUCCCUUCAGUAAAGUGAUCUCAACCAAUCCAAACAUAUGGCUUGAAGGUGCUUGUACUCAGGGUGAGAAGGCUGGAAGGAGAAGUAGGGAUGACUCCAGGAGAUGGGGGAGGUGACACUGGGAGGGGGGAGGUGACACUGGGAGGAGAGAGGUGGGGCGAACCCAGGAGGGAAAGGGAAGAUGGGAUGAACCUGGUGGCAAGGUCACCUCCUGACAGAACAAGAAAGGUAGAGAUGAUCCUCAGAAAGGAGAUGUUGACCCAAGUGAGGAGUGGCGUUGAUCCCAAGGGAAGUGAAUAGCUGGGUUGAAAGAGUAAAAGUACCCUCUUGG